Molecule: messenger RNA, 1173 nt
Organism: Beauveria bassiana ARSEF 2860
Lineage: Eukaryota; Fungi; Ascomycota; Sordariomycetes; Hypocreales; Cordycipitaceae
Exons: 3
Coding region: 1-1173 (390 amino acids)
Source: RefSeq, a predicted model, not a curated record
AUGUUUUACUCUUUUCAUAAGAGCCAUAGGUGCCGGUUGAGCUAUUUUGUCCCAUUCUGGAUCGCGUUCAUGGGCGCAAACAUCCGCGGUCUUGCCGCAAUCGCUCAUCGUUAUGGGAAAUUUGUUGGAUGGUCUCCUAGUCAGAAGCAGUUUGCUUCUUUCCAACAUGGCUGGCACUUUUCGCUCAAUUGUCCGAGCAAGACCAAUGGCAGCAUCUACCACCAGGCGGAUUUUGGCGAAAUAACUACUUCGCGCCGUCUUGACGAUAUUUGCUGUGCACGGCGCUCAUAUGCGGCCUCCGCACACAGAUCUUUGUGGCAAGUCAGUAAGGCGUGUCGCUAUCAUGGUCGCCCCUGCCACAGCAUCCAUUUCGGGCCCCACGCCCUUCUAGGCAUGAUCAGUCUUCUGCGCCACGCCACCGCGAGCGGCUGCCUUCACCACGUCAACUUCUAUAUUCCUGAUCGCGCAUACCUGGUCAUUCUUGCUUGCGCCUUUUCCUGCCGGCAGAGCUGGCAUAAGCUUUUAACACCCGCAGAGCCUGCGUUGAUAAGAUGCAACGCAGUCAUUGCACAAAGUUUACUUUCCAAGGUCCCUACACUGAACGCAAUGCCUGCUUCCUCCAGAGACUCCUUAUGCUCCUUUUGUCAACCACAAACGCAAUGCACCCACCAAGGACACGACAGCAUCAGAUUUGGUCGGAGCCCGGCAAGCGACAGCGCCAGGCCGAAUGCUUUGGAUUUGCCUCUCGAUCCCUCACUGGAGUGCCCGACUGACCCCUUGCGAGACAAUGACUGGGGGCGGUUUGUCAACGACGACACUACGACCGCGAAGCACACAGAGACCAACCAGGCUCGGGGCAGCCCCACAAGCCCGCUGUUUCACUAUCAUCGUCCGGACCUUAGUCCGCAAAACAUGACGGCAGCGCAACAAACAACGACCGAGGCAGACCUAGUUCGACACGACCUCAAUGGCCAUGUUACACGUCCCAGCAAGCGAAAACGAUACGACGAUGCGGCGGAUUGUGCUGGAACGGCCUGCUUGGAGGCUCUAGAAGAACAGCUUAGGCUGUGCGUGCAGCGCUUCACGCGUAGGGCCGUGUCUAUAAUGCUUAGCGGCAUAGACGAAGCGGGUAAUCGUUUUACUUUACAUAUUGGUGCUGAGACCAGCGAAUAA